Molecule: messenger RNA, 1298 nt
Organism: Corylus avellana
Lineage: Eukaryota; Viridiplantae; Streptophyta; Magnoliopsida; Fagales; Betulaceae
Gene: BPA1
Product: binding partner of acd11 1
Molecular function (GO): RNA binding
Source: RefSeq, a predicted model, not a curated record
AUAGCCUACUUCCGCCCUUCUACUAAAUCAAACGGCCGUAAGGUUGGUUCAAGGUACAACUCGGGUUAUUAAGCAGUGGAUUUUCCGCGAUGACAGAGAAAUCAUCCGCAGAGGAUCCUAUUCCCCUCAACAGCCCUUGAUUCUUGCCACGAAUCCUAUAUAUAUAACCGUCUAUCGCAUGCCACCCCUCUCUCUCACGAAACUCCGUGUGCAAAAGUUUGUUUCUCUUUGAAGAUAUUGAUCUCCGGUUGUUACUUUAACCAAAACAUCUCAUGACGAUAAGGACAGUGAAAGUCAGCAAUGUCUCCUUAGGUGCAUCUGAGCGAGAUUUAAAGGAGUUCUUUUCAUUUUCUGGCAAAAUUCAAUAUGUUGAAAUGCGAAGUGAGGAUGAGAGGUCUCAAGCUGCAUAUGUCACCUUCAGUGAUCCCCAAGGAGCGGACACUGCUGUUCUGCUUUCGGGGGCCACAAUUGUUGAUCAGCCCGUUACCAUAGCUCUGGCUCCAGAGUAUGAGCUACCAGCAGCUGCUGCUUCCGCACUACCAACUGAAACAGAGGAAAAAGUUGCAGGUGGUCCUGAGUCCGCUAUUCGAAAGGCAGAGGAUGUUGUCAGCAGCAUGCUAGGCAGGGGCUUCAAUUUGGGAAAGGAUGCACUUAACAAAGCAAAGACCUUUGAUGAGAAGCACCAGUUCACUUCGACUGCGACGGCCAAAGUUGCUUCUCUGGACCAAAAGAUUGGUCUCAGCGAGAAAGUUAGCGCUGGCACGACAUUGGUGAGCGACAAAGUGAGGGAAAUGGAUGAGAAGUUCCAGGUUUCUGAGAAGACCAAGACUGCAAUUUCAGCUGCUGAGCAGACGGUCAGUACUGCUGGAUCUGCCAUCAUGAAGAAUCGUUAUGUUUUAACUGGGGCUUCCUGGGUCACUGGUGCAUUCAGUAGGGUUACCAAGGCAGCAGGGGAAGUGGGACAAAUGACAAAGGAAAAGGUUUUAGCUGAGGAAGCUCAGGGGAAAAAAGUGGAAGGCUCUACUCAGACCCUCGAGUCUGAAUCUCCAAAUGUUGUUGCAAGUGAUCAACCCUCCAAGCCUGCACCAGCACAUGGAUUGAUCCUCUGAAUCUCUGAAAGUAGCGUAAAUAUUUGCACAGAAACUGUAGUCCUGGUCAUGUAACAGAAUAACAGUGGUUUCGUAUUAGUUUCUAUUAAGUGUAGAAUUUGCUCUGAUAGAUGUUGGAUCUGUUAUGUAAUGUAUUUAUGAAAGAGACACACACCAGUUACUAUUUCUUUAGCAUUCAUUGUUCUUUCU